AUGUCAAAGGGACAUGACGAGAGUUGUGGAAUGACAGAUCAAGAAGGGGAAAGUGAACUUCCCAAUGAACAGCGCUCGUCUGCAGCAAACCUAAAGAUCUCGUUUGGUGUUGGAAAUUUCGCAGACCUCCCAUUGGACGGCCUUAGUGAUGAUUCAGAGAAGCGAAUGAGCAGUCCUGAUCGUUCUGCCACCACAAGUCCAGCUUCACAAGAGUCAUCCCCAACCGAUGAGGUCUUCGAAUAUCACCAACUUGAACCAAUCUUUGAAAUUGAUGAGUCUAGCAAUGAAUCAGACCCAGUUUUCAAGUCAGCUGACUCAAUACUUUUGAAGGGUGAAGGGAGUUUGGUUCAAGUUUCGAAUAGCAAAGAAGCUUCAAGUAGUGAACAUGAACAACCAGAAUCGAGGAGCCAUUACCAGGCUAGCAGAGAGAAUUGA
This is a messenger RNA of Tremella mesenterica DSM 1558, 435 nucleotides long. RefSeq lists its product as uncharacterized. The coding region runs from base 1 to 435 and encodes 144 amino acids. Lineage: Eukaryota; Fungi; Basidiomycota; Tremellomycetes; Tremellales; Tremellaceae. The transcript has a single exon. The record is from RefSeq and is a predicted model, not a curated record.